CCAGCUCACUCUUCCCCUCUCUCCUCCCCCCAUCGACCUCCCCAUCAGCUCCAACCCUUCCACAACUCCAGGAGAAUCUCGUUCUCACCUCAGCCGCACCUCUCUCGUUGGCCUCCUCGUCGACGAGACUGUGCAGCGUGAUACCCCUCAAAUUCCGAUACGUCACCUCGUCAGCCUCGGUCGAGCUGUCACCCGCCAUGGCUACCAACGUUCCCGUUACGCUGGACACGCUGAUCACCAUCAAGAUCCUCUUCCAGGGGCAUAAUAAGAAGUUCAAGAUCCCUCUGCGGGAUCUGGGAGCCCAAGUGCUUCCCGACAAGCUCCGAGCCCUGCUGCUCAUCCCCCAGAACGAAGAGGUCGUGUUUGAGCGAUACUCCGAUAGUGCCGGCGCCUACGUCACCUUGGACUCGGAUAAGCCCCAGGUCUACAAGACGCUGUUCCGUGCUGCAAAGGCUAAGCUCAAGCUUCGUCUGCGGGCCACGCUUCCAGAUGAUGAGAGCGAGCCCGCCUCUGAGCCGCUCCCGCCACCUGUCCAAGAGCCGCUUCCCACCACCCAGCCCAGCUCGCUCCACCGCAUGAGCGCGGACACUCUGUCCCCACAAGACCCUCCUCAGGCUUCGCCAGUCAUCGCACACUCCCCAAUGGCCUCUCGUGUACUGAUGUCAACGUACGAGACCAGCCCCGCUGGCUCUACUAGUCGAUUCAGCCUGGCCUCCCCGUUGAUGGCGAACAAGCCGGAUGCUGAAGGUGAAGCGCCUGUGCCUCAUCCAUUCCCUGCACGCGAGAGGUUCUUCAACGGCCUUGCAAACGCCUCUCAGGAUAACGACCUCGUCUUCCGCCCCAAAGCUACCUCACCGCAGUGCUCCUGGGUCGUAUUCUGCAACAACUGCAACCAGCCCAUGGAGAAUGAGCAUUUCCACUGCAGCAUAUGCGACCAUGGCGAUUACGAUCUCUGCCCUUCAUGCGUUGAUGGCGGCAUCCAUUGCCCUGGAACUGGACACUGGAUGGUCAAGCGCUUUGUGAAGAAUGGCUGCGUCGUCAACAGCACCACAGAGCGUGUUGGCCCGAAACCAAGAGCCCCGACCGAACCAGAAAUGCCGGGCGCUUUCACAGACGAGAAACAGCCUUCAGUGUGUUACCACGAAGAGCCAACACGUACCUGCAACAGUUGCGUGAAAGUUCUCCCCGAGAAGGAGUUCGUGACUUGCACUAUCUGCGACGACUAUGACUUGUGCAUGGACUGCCACAUCAUUAACAAACAUGGUCACCAUCCUGGCCAUCCCUUUAAGGGUGCAACAGGGGAGACGACUCUUACAGCUCUGGCAGACUUCCUCUGCAAUGCCGGCAGGAAUGUGCGUCAUUCCGCCGUCUGUGAUGGAUGCGAGAAGUUCAUCUAUGGCGUUCGCCACAAGUGCCUCAACUGCCCUGACUGGGACUUCUGUUCCGAGUGCAUGAAGAGCGCCAAGUACAUUCAUCCUCGCCACAGGUUCGUGCCCAUCUACGAGCCCUUAGCCGAACCAGUUACCUGUGCCGUGCGUCAUUAUGGCAUCUACUGCGAUGGGCCACUUUGCAAGGACAAGGAAAACCUCUCGUACAUCGAGGGUGUUCGUUACAAGUGCGCUGUAUGCCACGACACCGACUUCUGUGCCAACUGUGAGGCCAUCCCCAGCAAUAGGCACAACCGCACCCAUCCCUUGAUUAAGUUCAAGACACCUGUCCGCAACGUGACCGUCACAACCAUGAACGAGGACAAAAACGGUGUACCCACAGCGAGAUUGGGCGAUCAGCCCGCCCGGAAGUCUACUGCAACAGAGACUACCCCAGUUGCCCCAUCGGCGAACGCUGCUACCCAGGUCCAAACCAUCGUUGAUAUGAAGCCUACUGAGGAGCCGCAACCUAAGCCAACCAAGGAGAAGAUUGAGAUCCGUGAUCUCCUUACUGAGCCAGUUCAGGAAAAGAUCAAGAUCAAAGAUCUCCUUGAUGGAUCAGUUCCAGAGGUCUCCCCUGCCAAGCCUUCUGAGGAGCUGGAUGCUCACUUUAUCCGCGAUACCAUCACUGACGGAACCAAAGUGUUCGCUGGCUUCCAGUUCGUUCAAGUCUGGACUCUGCGCAAUCCCGGUCCAAAGGCCUGGCCUGCGGGCUGCAGCGUUCGACAUGUCGGUGGUGACCACAUGCUCAAUAUUGACAACACCCAGCCCUUGAGUCAGAGCGAGCUCGCUGAUGCUAGUGAGAGUAAUGCCAUUGGCCGCCCUGUCGAGCCUGGAGAGGAAAUCUCUUUCCGCAUUGUCAUGAAGGCACCCAAGCGCGAGGGAACCGCCAUCUCCUACUGGCGUCUCAAGACUGCUGACGGAACUCCAUUUGGUCACAGGCUCUGGUGUGAUAUCCAGGUCAUUCCCCCUCCAAUCCCCGUUACCCUUCCUGCCGCCCAGCCUGUCACUACCGUCACCGCAUCAAGUGAGACUGCGGAAACGACCGGCUCAUCGUCCAAUGCUCCUACUAUGACUGCUUACGAGCGCUUCCAACAAGCGAAGCUUGAGAGACUCAGGGCAGCGAGGGCUCAAUACAAAGCUCGACACGAUGAGAAGGUUGCUGAGGAAAUGCGAUCACAAGAUGAUGUCACACAGCGAACUGCCCGUCUCCAGGAGGAAGCUCUCGAGAGGCUCCGAAAGAUGAAGCUUCACUUGGACGAGAAGGAGUUCCAGUCACGAGUCUUCGAGAAAGCAUCUGCGAAAGCCGAGCGAGAGAAGAUGGCUCGCAUUCAGAAGGUCCGAAGGGCAGCUGUAGAGCGCCUGCUCGAAGCUCGACGCAAGGAACAAGAGAAUUCUGCCGCUGCCUACCACGAAAAGAUGCCCGAACUCGAGCCAGCUCCCGAGCUCCCUACCAAGCAGGAGACUGCAGAAUUGCCCGUAGAAGAGAAGCCACUCGAGAUUCAGACACCGCGCGAACCAGAACCCCAGGUCUCUGGGAUGAUCUUCCCGCAGCUUGAGAAGGAGUCCCCAUCAUCUAGCACUCAUGAGGCUGUAGAUGCCAAGUCAGAGCCACAGCAGAUCAAGCCCGAGAGUGCCGUCAUUGCCGCUCUUUCUGAGCAGUCUGAUGCUGAUGAGUCGUUUGAGGACGCCGAGAGUGUUGAUAUCCGUUCAAUCUCCAGUGAUGAUGAAGGCUUCAUGACUGACGAGGAGUAUGACAUCCUCAACGCGAGCGACGAAGAGAUGCCAUGAGUAAACUCGUGAGAUCACCAGUCAUAGAUUGGUUAAGGCGGAAAACGGGAGAAGACUUGGUUGUACUCAAAAUCACCGUCGCCUUCGGUUGGCGCCAAGAUUAUGGCCGACACUGCGCUGGACGAGAACAUGCAGUGCAUAUCAUCUUGGCGUCUCUAGGUAUUGGUUUGGAAUCUUUUAACCUAUGUGUUUAUUCUUUACCUGCUAGCUUGGACUGGGUUUCAGGGACACUCCACUAUGAGCAAGGACACACUCAUUUACAUAGUAGAUGCAACGCAUCUAUCCACACUCCUUUCGACUAGGGCGCUAGCUGGCGCUCCUGGCUUUGUGGCUGGCUUUGGACAAUCGUAAUGGGAAUGCUCUGGAACUGGUUUCUCGUCUUUUGCUUCCUUCCCUUCCAUAGUGUUCAGUAUGCAAUGAGAAUCUCCUUUUCAG
Lindgomyces ingoldianus is the source of this 3653-nucleotide messenger RNA. RefSeq lists its product as uncharacterized. The transcript is spliced from 5 exons. Lineage: Eukaryota; Fungi; Ascomycota; Dothideomycetes; Pleosporales; Lindgomycetaceae. Gene Ontology annotation, molecular function: zinc ion binding. Bases 198 to 3218 code for a protein of 1006 amino acids. The record is from RefSeq and is a predicted model, not a curated record.